This is a messenger RNA of Schizophyllum commune H4-8, 597 nucleotides long. RefSeq lists its product as uncharacterized. The transcript has a single exon. The record is from RefSeq and is a predicted model, not a curated record. NCBI's taxonomy places the organism in Eukaryota, Fungi, Basidiomycota, Agaricomycetes, Agaricales, Schizophyllaceae. Bases 213 to 530 code for a protein of 105 amino acids.
UGGUGGGGAUAGGAAGGGAAGGGGGGAAGGGAAAUGGCAAACGGAACGGGAUAGCAGACGAAACGAAAAAAAAGACGAAUCAAAGUAACGGAUGAAAAAAUUCAAAAAGAAAAAACCGCUCCUACUCACCAUCCUCGCUCACCCACACGACCGUCUCGAGCGCGGGGAGGGGGCUGCCGUGGGGGGUUGAGUCGUCGGUGUGAGCUUCUUGAAUGGUGGAGUUGGGCGAGUCUUCAUCUUCGUUGGUUCCUCUGGCGUGGUCGGUGGGGUCGGUGCCACGGGCGUGGUCGCCAGGGCCCUUCGACGCGCUGCCUUCGGCGGAGUCGCCAGAACCACCCUUGCCGAUGCUAUCGUCCCCGAGGCCAUCCUUAGAGGACUCCCCAUCAACAUGCUCUACCCCGUCGACAAGUCCUGCUAUCCUCCCCCUCCCCGCCCUCGCGACGACGCCGGGCUCGGCGGUGGGCGCGGUGAUGGAGAAGAGCGUGGGGAGGAGGGCGUCUGGUGAGGUGGGGUCUGUUAGGUGGAGUUAGUUUUCUGUAAGGUUUGCGGGAGGCAGAGGGGAGGCAGAGAGGGUAGGCAGAGAGAGGGUAGGAGGGG